Phymastichus coffea is the source of this 1158-nucleotide messenger RNA. RefSeq lists its product as uncharacterized. The coding region runs from base 577 to 1158 and encodes 193 amino acids. NCBI's taxonomy places the organism in Eukaryota, Metazoa, Arthropoda, Insecta, Hymenoptera, Eulophidae. The transcript has 5 exons. The record is from RefSeq and is a predicted model, not a curated record.
AAAAUGCCUCUGCCUGUAUGAAUAUUCCGUAAUAGGAAACGCAUUUACUGCGCAGAAUAAUUAGAAUAACGGCGUGCUACCAGAGAGCACAUUUUUUGAAAAUUUCAAAAUACAACUUGUACGAACUCAAAUUACCGACGCGACCGUUGGUCAAUCAAUGCGCAGAAGAGGAUUGCAGGGUGACCGUCACAAAGGAAAUCGGAACCCUGUCCUUCGUUAUGUACGAAGUUGCAGCUGACAAUAUUGGCGGCGCGAGGAAAAAACGAGAGUCGCUAGCUGUCUCCGCGGGAAAUAAUCCGAGCGAAACCGCAAAUGAGACUCGCCUCAAUGAUCACGAUAUUAAAAAAGUUCUCGAGUCUAACGAGAACAGCGCCAACGACGCUCGAAUUAUUGAAACGGCGAGAAGGAUUAGUAAUGAAAACUCGAAGGAUAUCGAGGAGAGCGAUUUUAAAAUCGAGAGGAUUAUUUGUUUGAGGAUGUUUUUUAGUCGUCUUAUGUCUCAUCGAUUUCAGCUGUGAGCAAAAUUUUAAUACUUUUUUAGGAGUUGGAGAUUGAGUUAAGCGAGAGAGACACGAUAUGAAAACUUGUCCUCAAACGGGAUCCGCCGCGAUGUUGAAUAAAAUACAGACUGCAAUGGUGACAGUAUCGUGUGAUGACAGACAACCCAUGACGCCAUGUCAGUACACUGAUCUAUUUGAUAAUCUCGACUGGAUAAACAAGAUGACAGGCAAUUGGAAACCUGCGAGGUCAACCUCGGUAGCAGUUUGCUCUACGUGCCUCUAUCAUUUCUUUAUUGGCUACGAUUGCCGGAAUCAUUAUAAAGAUAAUCAAGCUGAUCUCGAGUCCAAUUAUCGCAAGGUGAAAGCUACAUACGAUAAUGAUUACAAGCCCCGAGACCGUACUAAUGGUUAUGAGUAUCCAGAAGGAGAGAACCGUGACUACCAAAUUAAGAAACCCAGUGUAAAAGGGCCCGAUAAGAAGAAAGCCGUUGAAAGUUUACAGGUGCUAUUUACCGAUGCUCGACUCGGUGAAGAUUGGAUACCACCGCAAUUCGCUCGACUGUGUAAGCAGUUUUUGGUAAAACACGAACAGUCGAAAGAAAACGCCGAUGAGAAUUUUACGGGAGCAUUGUUCGUUCUGGAUUCUGAAACAUUAUAA